AUGUCAAUGCUGAAGCAACUCACCUCAAUCACUGCCCGGCUGGGCCAGCCCAUCAAAACCGCCAACCUCCGCGCCCAACAACCACUUAUCCAGCCAAUUAAGCAAAACAGGCGAACCUUCCACGCCUCUUCAAGACCUCAAACAACUCGCCAGCAAAAGGAGGAAGAAAGUAAAUUCCACGAUCGGAACAUCCUCGACCCUCAGCGCAAUGAAGGCACCCAAACGGGUACGGAUAAUGAAGUCGCUAGCCACCCGUCAGCCUAUGACCCAAACACGACGAGGCCUGAGAGCGAGGUCCAAGAGUCCGAGAAGGAGAGCCAGCAGCAGGGUAAAGUCAGCAACCCGCUGAAUGUUAGCCCGGGGAAUACUGAAGUGAGUGGCACACGACCAACGCAGGAGGGGCUUCCGGAUCGUAACGCAGAGAAAGAGGCGACGAGUGGAAGGGGAGCGGCGCGGAAGAAUAGAGAGGUCAACAAGCCGAAGAAUUAG
Messenger RNA from Aspergillus bombycis, 489 nucleotides. RefSeq lists its product as uncharacterized. The coding region runs from base 1 to 489 and encodes 162 amino acids. The transcript has a single exon. The record is from RefSeq and is a predicted model, not a curated record. NCBI's taxonomy places the organism in Eukaryota, Fungi, Ascomycota, Eurotiomycetes, Eurotiales, Aspergillaceae.